Messenger RNA from Esox lucius (northern pike), 3145 nucleotides. It is a transcript of the gene lmbrd1, whose product is annotated as LMBR1 domain containing 1. Gene Ontology annotation, biological process: protein localization to vacuole. Bases 78 to 1730 code for a protein of 550 amino acids. The transcript is spliced from 18 exons. Gene Ontology annotation, cellular component: vacuolar membrane. The record is from RefSeq and is a predicted model, not a curated record. Lineage: Eukaryota; Metazoa; Chordata; Actinopteri; Esociformes; Esocidae.
AUCAACACAAAUGGUUAAGGAAAGGUUUAAGCCUCGAAGCCUGCCCAGUUUAGGAAAAAGAGGAAAGAAGAGGAGAAAUGCACAAAAGGAAGUCAAGUCAAGUGAAGAUGGCGGACCAGUCGUUGCUAUCCGAGUCAGCUCUCGGGUGGUCAAUUUUCACCCUUGUAUUUCUGGUUAUUCUGGCCUUCUGUUGGGUCUACAUCCGAAAGUACCAAAGCCGCCAGGAGAGUGAGGUCAUCUCAACCAUCACGGCCAUAUGUGCUUUAGCAGUUGCACUGAUAACCUCAGCACUUCUUCCUGUGGAUAUCUUCCUGGUGUCUUACAUGAAGUACCCCAAUGGAACUUACAAGGGCUGGGCUGAAAACAAUGAAACACGAGGCCAAAUUGAAGACACUGUGCUGUAUGCGUAUUACUCGCUUUACUCCAUCAUCCUCUUCUGCGUUUUCCUGUGGAUCCCCUUUGUCUAUUUCUACUACGAGGAGAAGGAUGACGACAACACUGACAAGUGUUUGCAGGUGAAAAAUGCUCUGAAGUACACAACCGGAUUCAUCAUCGUCUGUACAGCUCUGUUGUUAAUUGGGGCUUUCGUUCCUCUUGAAGCUCCACCUAAUCAGAGUGCCACCCAGUGGGAGAAGAUGCAGUAUCUGUUCGAGGAGCUGGGAAACAAGCAUGGUCUGCCCGCCUUGUCUUUCUCCAUCAGUUCCUUGACCUUGAUUGGCAUGCUGGCUGUGAUCACUUACACGGCGUAUGGCAUGUCAGUGCUUCCCCUGAACCUGAUUAAAGGCACUCGCAGUGUGGUUUAUGAACGCCUGGAAAACACAGAGGACAUUGAGGAGGUUGAACACCAGAUCGAAAAGCUCAAAGCCAAGUGUGAGGAUGGGCGUCCUCUGUCGUCACGGGACCGUCGUAACCUCCAGGAGUUUGAGGUCAAGCUGCAGGUGCUCCAGAGACGUGGCAGACAUCUGGAGAUAGCAGAGAGUCACUGUUGCACCAAGGUUGGCUCUGCUCUCAGACCGCUCAAGAUUCUGAUGGGGAUCUUCUUCAUCCUGGUUGCUCUGCUGUUUGUUGUUGCUCUGUUCAUCUCAAAUUUGGACAAAGCUCUUCACUCCGCCGGAAUCAGUUCUGGGUUCAUGGUGUUUGGAACCAACCUGACUAACCCUCUGAAUGAACUCCUUCUGACCCUACAGCCUGUUUUCCCUCUGGAUUAUAUCCUGAUUACCGUCAUUACCAUGUAUUUUGUCUUCACAUCCAUGGCUGGCAUCAGGAACAUGGGCAUCUGGUUCUUCUGGAUACGACUGUACAAGAUCCGACCCAAGAGAACCCGUCCCCAAGCCCUGCUCUUCCUCUGUAUGAUCUUGCUGCUGAUUGUCCUUCACACCAGUUACAUGAUCUACAGCCUGGCGCCCCAGUAUGUCAUGUAUGGAAGCCAGAGAUACCUGCUGCAGAGCCUGGGGCCCAAAGGGAGUCCAACCCUAGGAAACACCACCACAGAGACCACACGGAACUGCGACGCCGAUGCCCCUCAAGACGAAUGCACAGUGACAAGAUCAUACCUUUUUCUCCACAAGUUCUGGUUCUUCAGUACCAUUUACUACUUUGGCAACUGGGUGUUUAUAGCGGUUUUCCUCAUUGGUCUGGUGGUUUCCUGCUGUAAGGGGAAAAGAUCUGUGAUCCAAGGGGAGGUGGAGGCAGAUGACUCUGAUAUGAGUGAAGAUGAAUACAUUCACUGAUUCACCAAGACCACAGUCUACCAGGAGUACCUUCAAAUACGACUGAUGAUCUCUCCAUUACUAUGCGACUGGCUUAGACUGUCCUGGAGUGCCAGAGGGGCGGGGCUUGAAUUUGUUCUGGCAUUUCAGUGGGUUCUGGAAAAGGCAAAAUUAAACUAUGUUCAUAUAAGGUAUUUGAAGUAAACAGUCCAUAACUAGGAUUCUAGUUUUUCUUUCAAAUUUCUUUUUUUUGUCAACGUGCGUUAGUGCUCUGCCGUCUUCUUGGACCAGGAGAUAUUUAGCCAGGAUUGAUGUUAAAAUGUAUGGUUUUAUUAUGCUUUUUGUUGGGAACUGACUUGGUAGAACAUAAUGAUUUGUCAACUAGAAUGUUUAUAUGAAACGAUUCAAUAAAAAUAAAAAAUCUGGAAAUUAUUUAUUCAUUUAAUUUACACAUUUUUCUGGCUUUUACUUCCUGAAAAAACUUUAUCACUGAGUAUUACACAAGGUUGUGACAACACUGACUUAUUAAAAACCAGAAUGAUUGGGGAGUUCCUUUUUGAGUGUAUUUUUUUAUUAUUGCUAACCUUUCUGUUCAGUCAGAUGUCUUGUAUGUGCAGUAUGCAAACCCUGUGUGUGCCCCAAGCGGCACCCCAUUUAAAACAGUGUUCUAUGUAAGUCCACUACACAGGGAAUAGUGCAGCAUUUGGGAUACGGAAUCUAUUCAAAUACUUGGUCUUUGCAUGUUGUUUGAAAUUGAAUCUCGACCAAAACAAUUUCUUUUAGGCUUCCUAACAGAAAUAUUUACUCUUGCAACAUAUUUGUAACUCAUAUUCCGACCUGCUUACUCCCGUCCCAACAACGUGAGUCUUCCGACCGGGGUUUGAAAAGAAAGAGGGUCUUUGGGAAAGUUAGCAGAACAGUGUGACCCUAAGAAAUAUCCAAGGUUGAUCGAGAUUGUAAAACAAGCUUUAUUAAUAGGUCCUGGAAGGAGUGCUAAGAGAGCGUUAUUGGGGGAUAUCGUCCAGGCUUUUCACUGUUUCAUAUUUAUUCUAAUUCCUCACAUUUUUGUUGUCAUGCAUAUUUCUGUAAUAUAUGGCUUGGCCAAAUGUUUAUUUUAGCCUAUAACAGAUUAAAUAUUUUUAAAUGCUUGUCGUAUCCCAUUCAGCAUGUUAACUUACAGCGACCAGUAUGGACAUGUAAAUAUUGUACUGCAUUAUCCACUGAGUUAAAUUAUCUUAUCCUAGGUUUGGGGAGUUAUGGUUGUCACAGCCACUAUGAUCUUGUUUUGUGUUUGGUUUGAUUUAAUUUGACUGUUAUUUGCAGUGAUUGAUUUGCUGUAAUGUUAUCUAAUCACCAAUUGCGCAUGAUAUCGUGACGAUGGAUCACAAUGAUGUCAAUUGACUGUAUGAAUUUUGAAUAAAAUGUGAACUCUGAAA